Molecule: messenger RNA, 1389 nt
Organism: Sitophilus oryzae (rice weevil)
Lineage: Eukaryota; Metazoa; Arthropoda; Insecta; Coleoptera; Curculionidae
Product: protein jagunal
Exons: 4
Coding region: 305-856 (183 amino acids)
Biological process (GO): endoplasmic reticulum organization; vesicle-mediated transport
Cellular component (GO): endoplasmic reticulum membrane
Source: RefSeq, a predicted model, not a curated record
ACAAAAGGCACUAAAUGUAACCUAACAUUUUGACAUUUAAAAGGACUAGUGGUGUGCUUUGCCAGUUGGUGUAGAAAAUCUGGAAAAAUUGUUUUUAUUUUAUUAAUUUCCUUAAUUUAUUUAAAUAAUUAUAUAAUGGGUCUGUAGUAUAUUUUAGUGCCAAUUUCGAAAGUACGUUUCAUAGUAAUUGGCUCUUUGCUGUUAAAUAAGCUGAUAGUACAAAUCUGGGAUAACUUUGAGCUGAGUUUAUUAUUAGUUUGCUGAAGAAAAUUAAAAAAGAGGGUAAAAUUAAAAAGAGGCGAAUAUGGAUGGCCAUGAUCAUAUGUUUCGACAACGAGUAGCUCAGCGUUAUUCAAGAAGUUCUCUAGAGAAGAAAAGACUAUGGUAUUGUAUUCUUUUCCAUUACAUUUUAUUCAUGGUAAUGCUGGCUAAGUUGGCCCCUUCAAUUUUAGAUUAUUUUAGCAUUUUUAUAUUAGAAAUCGAAGAACUGGAAGUUCCUGAACCAUAUCUAUGGGAAUGGAUUUGGCUGUCCAGUUUUGCCUUGUCAUAUUUUUUAUUAGAGGCAAUCAAAAGAAAUAAAAUUAAUUCCCUGAAAUGUUACAUAUAUGGCAUUAUUUUAUUUGGCUAUUUGCCGUUGCUCUAUUGCAUUAUUUUGUGGUUUGGUGAAGUCUACACAUUCCUGUUUUCUGAAGAUUAUGCGGAAAUAUUAGAUAUUGUAUUUUGGAAGACUUAUCCUUAUGGGCUGUUAUUGUAUUCCUUUAUUUUGCUGGCUCUACAAGUUCAUUCCUUUUCAAUGUACUUCAGCUACAGCCUUCUGGUAUCUUGGAAAACGCGAAGUGUCAGAAAAAAUGAUUAAAGCAUAAUUAAAAAAAUAUUUAUUUUGUACAUACAUAUAUAGUGUAUGAUUGAGAAAAAAAUGGCCUUGAAAAGCCACAUUUUGAUGAGCUUAACUUUUAUGAUUGUUUAUUCUCAAUCAUAUAGUAUAUUUUUUUUGAUGUUGCCAAAGUUUUUAUUGUGCUCAAUAUUUCCUUUAAAUGGCAUCAAUUAUUUGCUCUUUUUAAACCAUAAAUUAUACAAAGGGGUUAUUUUACAAAAGUUUACUGUUAUUAUUAAUGAAUCGUUUAUUUUAUCUGAUGUUAUACUUCUGAAAUGAAAAAAUACAAAUAUUUUUAUAUACUCUCUUACUUGAGACAAAGAUUUAAAGUUAGACUGAUAAAAAAUGAUAUAUAACUUUAAUUCUAUCGUUUUCAAUUAAAUUUGUAAGGAAAUGAUGUUUCUUGAGGUUAAAUGGUAUGUAGGGUGAUAUAAAUAUGUGCUCACUAUAUAUUGCUAUUUGUUUUUCGGACUACUCUAAUAAAAACUGUUUUUGCAUAGCUGGAAUUUUAGUGA